Molecule: messenger RNA, 3596 nt
Organism: Neolamprologus brichardi
Lineage: Eukaryota; Metazoa; Chordata; Actinopteri; Cichliformes; Cichlidae
Source: RefSeq, a predicted model, not a curated record
AGCCUUCCCUGAGGCACUUGUUAAGAAUUUCUGCAGAAGUCCUCUGCCUUUAAGUGGGCCCGCAUGACGUCGUUUAGCAUUGAACUGUAGAAGCGGGCUCCAAAGCUGCACGCAAAAACAAGAGGGACGCGCGAAAGCAGCGUGGAAGUUCAAAAAACGCCCCCAGCAACAAUGCUUCUCAGGGUCAAACACUCAGUCCAGCGCCUGAAUAACUGCGCUCCUGUCCUGCGGAAGAAGACACUCGGGAGGUUUGCUUGGACUCUCUGUGCAGCAGCAAAGCGAAAUGCAGGUGAAGCAUCUGGGAGUUUCAAGUCGCACUUCCCCACGCAGUGCUGCAGAAAGUAUGCGUCUGAUGCUGCGUACAGCCGAGUCUUCGCGGCGGCCAGGGACAACCCCGAGAAGUUUUGGGCUGACGUGGGGCGCGACAUAAAGUGGUUUGAGCCGUGGAGUAAAACUCUGCACGUUGAGGAUCCGGUGUUCCCAAACUGGUUUGUCGGCGGAAAGCUAAACAUGUGCUACAAUGCCGUCGAUCGACACGUAGAAAGCGGCCGUGGAGAGCAGCCUGCGAUCAUAUACGACAGCCCGGUGACCGGAACUAAACAGAUCAUCACUUUCAGGGAACUUCAGGACCAGGUGUCCAGGUUAGCAGGAGUCUUGGUGAAGAAUGGGGUACAGAAAGGAGACCUUGUUGUCAUCUACAUGCCCAUGGUGCCACAGGCCAUGUUCACCAUGUUGGCCUGUGCACGGAUCGGUGCCCCACACAGCCUCAUUUUUGGCGGCUUCGCCUCUAAAGAGCUGUCUGUCCGCAUCGAUCACGCUAAGCCCAAGCUGUUGGUUACAGCCUCAUUUGGCAUCGAGCCAGGCAGAAGAGUGGAGUACAUCCCUCUGGUGAAGAAGGCCCUGGAGAUGAGCUCUCACAGGCCCACGAAAGUCCUCAUCUACAACAGGCCGAACAUGGAAAGGGUAUCGAUGAGUCGCGAGUUGAGCCUGGACUGGGAUGAAGAGAUGGCCACUGCUAGGCCACAUGACUGUGCCUCUUUGCCCUCCAACCAUCUGUUGUAUGUACUCUAUACAUCUGGGACCACUGGGACGCCAAAGGGUGUUGUGCGAGACACUGCAGGCUAUGCUGUGAUGCUGAAAUGGACCAUGUCAAAUAUUUAUGGACUCAGUCCCGGAGAAGUUUGGUGGGCAGCUUCAGACCUAGGCUGGGUGGUUGGCCAUUCUUAUAUCUGCUAUGGUCCUUUGCUACACGGUAACGGCACUGUUCUCUAUGAGGGAAAACCUGUAGGGACUCCAGACUCCGGGGCCUUCUUCCGUGUCUUGUCUGAACAUGGAGUCUCUUCAAUGUUCACAGCGCCCACUGCUAUCCGUGCUAUCCGCCAGCAGGACCCCCAAGCUACAAUUGGAAAAAAAUAUCCACUGACCAGGUUGAGGUCAUUAUUCGUGGCAGGAGAGCGAUGUGAUGUGGAGACCCUGCAAUGGGCAAAAAGGAACUUUGGAGUUCCUGUUCUGGAUCACUGGUGGCAAACUGAAACUGGCUCAGCUAUUACUUCCAGUUGUAUCGGUCUGGGAAACUCACUCACGCCACCUGCAGGCCAAGCUGGCAAACCGGUUCCAGGUUACAAUGUCACAGUGAUCGAUGAUAACAUGCAGGAGGUGAAGCCAAGAAGCCUGGGAAAUAUUGUGGUGAGAUUGCCUUUACCACCUGGGGCAGCAUUGUCUUUAUGGCAGAAUCACGAUCUGUUCAAGAAACUCUACUUCACAAAGUUUCCAGUGCUGCAGCACGCUGCAGUGGGAGACUGUGCUGUGGUAGGGCAAGAAGACUCUCUGAAGGGUCAUGUUCCUUUGGCUCUGUGUGUGCUUAAGAAUGGUGUGCAGAAAAUGGAAGAGGAGAUCGUAAGUGAGAUUGUGAAACUUGUGAGAGACACCGUCGGUCCAGUGGCUGCCUUUAAGAAAGUGCUCUUUGUCCGCGGGUUGCCAAAGACACGUUCUGGAAAGAUUCCUCGCUCCUCUUUAUCCAAUCUGGUCAAUGGCAAGCCCUACAAGAUCUCUCCAACUAUUGAGGACCCAGAGGUGUUUAAAGACAUCGAGAAGCAAAUAGAGAGAGCGUCCAGACACGGUGCAGCCUGAGUUCAUCAGUGGGAUGCCAACUGGACAAUCUGAGCAGUUUCUGGCAACACAAAAGUCACUCCAUUAAUAAUAAGUGUGAAAAAAUGCUCAUGCUAUGCAUAAAGUGCUGCAAAUGUGAGCACAAUUUCUCAGUGCAAUAAGAAACUUUUCUUGUUUUCUAAAUGAAGAAAAGGUAGACAUUGAUGUCUAGCCUUUGGAAAAUAUUCCAGAUCCACACAAGUGGAUUCAUAUUUGUACUUUGAAUGGAUCAUACAGUUAGAUCUAGAAAUAAUUAAAUAAUCAUUUUUAUGAUUCUGGCUCUUUAGGCUAUCAGAGAAGGACUGUCAUGAAACAAAAGUAAUGCAACUAAAGUGCAGACCUGUGUGUUUAAUGCAAGGGAGUGAACAAAAAUGUCAUAUGAAGCAUUUAGCAUUUGUUAAUGUGGUCACUUUAUGUUACUAACAAAGGCUAAAUCCAAAUGAAUGAACAGCUUUAGCUGGAAUGGCGUGUUGUUUGUUCUUGUUUUGAUUUUUGGAUACAUUUUGGCUGCCGAGUUGGCAUUUUGUGGUGCUUUUUCUCACAAAGGCAUCACAAAAAGGGGAGCAAUACCAUAAAAGGACAAAAGGUAAAUGACACACACACAAAACAACAGCUUGUAAACAAGCCCCCUAUACUGCUACUAUAUGUGUAUGUAAUUUUUUUUAAAAGUCCGUCCAAUUAACGCACUUUCAGGUUGUGAGAUCGAACUGAACGACUAACCCUGUGUUAUCAGAAUCAAAUUAUUAACAUUUUGAUGAAUGUUAUUAUAGUUAAAACUACAACUAGAGGUGAAAAAAGUUAACUGAAAUUCAAAGCUAAACUUUUGAAAAAAUAAAAGCUGAUAUGAUUGUGAACUUAAACUAAAACAAAAACAUAGGACGUAGUUUUAAUAUUUGUUAGUUUAGUAGUUUGUGAUUAGGCCUGUUUGUAAUACCUAUACAAAUUUUCCUAAAUCUUGCCCUGAGGAUAUAUAACACUGAACCUAAUAGAAACUAACCUAAAACUAAACAUUUUCAAACAAUACAAAUUAAAUGAGAAAACCCAAACUAACUGGAAAUCAAAAACAAUUCAUGCAAAACAGGGUUACAUUACAGAAUACAGGUGCCAUAUUCAUUAUAACAUCAGGGUAUUUUCGUAAACCACUAACAUAACAUAAAAUUGUUCUGCCCUUUGUAUACGUAUAGAAAACAACGUAAUAAUAAUGUGAAUGCAAAGUAUGGCUAUGUGAUUCAUGAAAAAUAAUGAAGACUCAUUCAUUGACAGUAUUUUUCUUUUUUUGUUUUAUUGACAAUGAAAAUUUGUUUGCUCACCACUGUUUCGACCAAAGUACAAGAAGUAGUAAAUUAAAAAAAAAAAAAAAAGGGGGGGGACGGGACACAAAAUAAAGCGAUUUGUUGUUCGUGCAAAUCGAAGAAAUUAAAAUGUAAAAUUAAAAGCUUUUAAGACUU